AUGUCUUCUACUGCGAAUCGGCGCCUUCAAGCUGUAAGCCAGCAACUGGCCGAGGGUAUCCCGGACCCCGGCACCUUUGAGAACAUCCCUCGAAUCCGUGAAAUUGCUCCAGACUCCGUGGGCCCGAGGGUCCGGGGGAAGGUUGUAAUUGUCACUGGAGCAAAUUCCCCCCUCGGCAUCGGUCGAGCCAGCGCCCAUCAAUUCGCCCGCAAUGGCGCAAAGGCAGUCUUCCUCUGCGACUUCUCUGAUUCAUACCUUGCCGUCCACAAACGGGAACUCGAAUCGCUCUACCCGUUCGUGGACAUCCAUACACGGCAAUUUGAUGCCGGAGACGAGGAGAAAGUGAAAGCCGUGGUCGACGAAGCCAUCGAGAAAUACGGCCGUUUGGACAUUAUGUUCGCGAAUGCAGGAAUAUCUGGACCACACAAUCUAUUCACGGAAAUUACGGGAGACGAAUUCAUGCAGGUCAUGGACACGAACGCCAAAGGCCCCUUUCUCGCCGCCAAAUACGCUGCGCCAGCCAUGCAAAAAACCUCCCCUUCCAAACCCUACCCAUCCGGAAGCAUAAUCAUGACCGCCUCCAUCGCCGGCCUACGUUCCAAUGCCGGCUCAACCGUUUACUCCGCUAGCAAAGCCGCCGUGGUCUCCCUCGCACAGACGUGCGCCUACCAACUAACAGGCACAGGAGUGCGCAUCAACGCCAUCUGUCCCGGACUGAUUGCCACGGGAAUGACGAAACCCAUAUAUGACAUGGCGGAGGAGCGCGGCACGCAGCAUAAGAUUGGCCAGUUGAAUCCGAUGAAGAGGGGCGCGGUGCCGGAUGAGGUGGCGCGGGUUGCGUUAUUUUUGGGGAGCGAUGAGAGUAGUUAUGUUAACGGACAGGCAUGGGCUGUUUGUGGGGGGUUGAGUGCUGGCCAUCCGAAUUUGCCGAACAGGCUGAGCUGA
Histoplasma capsulatum G186AR is the source of this 945-nucleotide messenger RNA. Its product is annotated as 3-oxoacyl-(acyl-carrier-protein) reductase. The record is from RefSeq and is a predicted model, not a curated record. Bases 1 to 945 code for a protein of 314 amino acids. NCBI's taxonomy places the organism in Eukaryota, Fungi, Ascomycota, Eurotiomycetes, Onygenales, Ajellomycetaceae. The transcript is spliced from 4 exons.